AUGGUAUUCAGUUCACGCAGCGAUGUGCAAAGCAAAGAAGAGCAGGUGUCGAAAAUGUUGAUUUUUGGCUCCUGGCGUCUAACGCAGGACAUUUGCAAUUUGAGCACGCUCUGCAGCAAUUACAAGAAACUCUCACCGACCGUUGAGUUUUCGCCCUUGCAACAACAACCAAUAAACAACAUUGCUGACGAAGAGGACGGCACACAUGAAAGAGUAGCAGAAUAUGAUGCGGAUAGCAUUUUGAAUUUGCUGAAAAUGUGGCAGACAGAGGGCCAAUUCAAGCAUUUUAAAAUCCAUAACUUUCUCAGUACGAUUAUAAAAACUCAAGAGAGUAUGUCAGAGCAAAAGCAGGACAACAACAAUAAUGAACGGCUACGUAUAUACGCCAAUCAAUUGGAGAAUGUAUUGUCGGUACUGCAGGCAUUGGAGCAAUCAACGAUAAAUUAUCCGGAUUUACAAAAGCUACGCUAUGAUAUUGAGAUAGUUAAGACGAAUGCAAAUUGGGCAAAUAUAAUUGCGGAUCGAGCUGAUGUGAAGAGCAAUAAUGAAAUGCUGUCGACAGCAGACUGUAAUACCAACAACGAGGAUGUAAAUGCCAAUGCGGCAAUUGGAGAGAAGGAAGUCAAUUGAUAUAUUACCAAAUAGCUUAACACAUUGGAAUACGAUGAAUGCAAUAGGAACUAGAAACAGUCAAAUAAUGUUGUCUAGAUGAGACUACAGAAAGAGAAAUUCGCGCCACACCAUCCAAAAAAAUGUCCAUUUACAUUUAUUAACUACUUAGCAUAACUUUGAUUAAUGCAAAUUAGAAAUUAAGUUGUGUAGUGCUGGGAUGCUAAAUAAGCCAAUAGUUUUGGUAGCUUAAAUUCAAAUUGCAGUCGAAAGUUGUUUGCUUGACUUGUUCAAGAAGCUUCAAUAGUUGUUUAGAGCAAAUAUGAACAAGCGAAUUUACGUAUUUAUGAGUAUUUUCGAGGAACUCAAAUAUUGUGAAAUACUGUUAUUGAAAAGUGGGAAACUGCUGAAAUGCAAUUUUUUUAUUUUACGGAAAACAACAAAAUUAAAAAAGAAAAGAAAAUGUAAAAGCUGUUUCGCAGGUUUUUAAAAAUAUUCUAAAAAGUUGUUAGUUGUGACUUUGCACCGAAAUAUGUACAUAAGUAUGUUCCGUGAACAAGUUUCUAUGAACUUUCUCAAAACAAACAAAAUAUUGUGUUUUUUCAUAAAUUAUUACUAGAAUUCACCAAAGUUUCAAAGAGUAAAGCUUUUACUACAGAAAUUCGUUGGUAUCAAAAUGAUCAAAUAAACUGAAAAUUUCCUCGAAUCCGUUCGUUACAAUACACAAUAAUUAUAAUAAAGCGAUCGCAAAAAACAAGAAAAUUGCCAGUAAUCUACAAUUGAGAUUUUAGUGCAAGAGAAACGUCUCAUCGUCGAUGGGCUACAUCUUUUUAUUUUUUGAACAAAAACUUACUAAAAAUACCACUGAAAUAUUGGGUAUCCAUCAGUUUCAAAUACAGCGAACCUACAACUGUACGAGUAUGUCGCAAUCACGACUUCUUUGGAGUCCACUUCACCGUUUCGCUUGGCUAGGGAGAUAUUUCUCACUGAUUCGCUGCACGAAUUUGUAUAUAACUCGAAAAGUUAUGGAAAUCCCAAUAAGAAAUUUGCACAGAUUACUGAGCAUAGACUAAGUUUUAUUAAAAAAAGUAGAAAACAAUUCUGAACGAGUGCUUUUCAAAAAUUACCAAAAAACUGUAUCCCAAAAAAUUUCUAGCAAAAAAUGUUAUUAUUUUUUCAAAUACCUUAAAUUUUGUUACUUACAUUUGGUACAAAAACAUGAGUCCAAAAAAGAAUUAUGGUCCAAGUAAAAUCUUGAAAAACACGCCCACUCUCCAUGAAGACUUAAUAAAACUUGUCCAAGCUUCGUACGCAUUUACAUAGAUCCGACGUAAAUAUUGAGAUGUCAUAAAAGCCACACCCACUUCCUAUAUGUUAAGACUAAAUUUCCGUUCGUCCGUCUGUUGUUACAAGCAAUACCUCAAGGAAAAGUUGAGAUAUUUUUGUGAAGCUCGGCAAGUGCAUUGCCCCUGAUACAAAAUGAGUUUCUAUGGAGAUUUACGAAAUGGGUCAAUAAAUACGCCUAGUGUCCGUAUAACGGCAAUUUUUAGCUAGUGAAAAGUUUUAAGCUAAUGAAAAUUGCCUAAGUUGUGAUGGAAACUAACUUUAUAUGCCCGUGCAUAUUUUAAUAAAACGUAAUUUUUAGAAUAACAACAACUCAUGGACAAUGAAGAAUAAAAGCAUUUUUUCUAAUAUUUAUUGUAUCCAUGGCCAAAACAAAUUAUCUUCUUCUUCUUAAUUGGCGUGAUAACCGCUUACGCGAUUUUGGCCGAGUUUAACAAAACGCGCCAAGUGAAGCCAGGUCCUUCUCCACUUGAUCUUUCCAACGCAGAGGAGGCUUUCCUCUUCCUAUACUACCACCAGCUGGUACUGCAUCGCAUACUUUCAGAGCCGGAGCGUUUGUGUCCAUUCUGACGACAUGACCCAGCCAACAUAGCCGCUGGAUCUUUAUUCACUGCGCUAUGUCUAUGUCGUCGUAAAGCUCAUACAGCUCAAUGUUCCAUCACCUGCGAUAUUCGCCGUUGCCAACGUGCAAAGAUCCAAAAAUCUUGCGCAGAAUCUUUCUCUCAAACACUCCAAGCGUCGCUUCAUCGAAUGUUGUCAUCGCCCACGCUUCUUCGCCAUACGUUAGGAUGGGAAUGAUGAGAGCCUCGUAAAGUGUUAUUUUCGUUCCUCGAGAGAGGACUUUACUACUCAAUUGCCUACUUAGUCCAAAGUAGCACUUGUUGGCAAGAGAGAUUCUAGGUUGGAUUUCAAUGCUGACAUUGUUAUCGGUGUUAAUGCUGGUUCCUAAAUAAACACAGUCUUUUACAACCUCGAAAUUAUAACUGUCAACAGUGACGUGAGUGCCGAUACGCGAGUGCGCCGACUGUUUGUUUGAAGACAGGAGGGACUUCGUUUUGUCCUCGUUCACCACCAGACCUAUUCGCUUUGUCUCUUUAUCCAGUUUGAGGUUUGAGUUUUAUUAAGGAAGGCAGAACUAACAGCGCGGUUCUUAAGGUCGAUGAUGUCAAUAUCAUCGGCAUACGCCAACAAUUGUAGGCUCUAGCCGAAGGGUUGGUGCGCGACUAUCUUUCGGAAUUCAGAGAGAGCGUAGGUUCGAAUCUCGGUGAAACACCAAAAUGAAGGAAAAGUUUUUUCUAAUAGCGGUCGCCCCUCGGCUGGCAUUGGCAAACCUCCGAGUGUAUUUCUGUCAUGAAAAAGUUCCUCAUAAAAAAUAUCUGCCGUUCGGAGGCGGCUUAAAACUGUAGAUCCUUCCAUAUGUGGAACAACAUCAAGACGCACGCCACAAAUAGGAGGAGGAGCUCGGCCAAACACUCAAAAAGGGUGUACGCGUCAAUUAUAUAUAUUUAUAAAUAUGCACGGUAUAUAAAAUGCAGUAAUGACGAAUUAAGUACUCUCUUACUUGAGGAUCCAAGAAUCCUGCACCAGGAAUAUCCAAUUUUUACCAGUCUAGUAACGGACUUGUAGAACUUGUUUUCCCCUGUUGGUAAAUCACAUGAUAAUUAUUAUGAAUUUAAGGCACUAUAUUCAUUAUUGAAAUUCUAUACCUUUAAAGACACCUAUUAUUUAAUGCAAAAUGCCAAAGGAUUUAUUUAAUUUGAUCCCUAAUGUGAAAAUAUAUUUUUCUCUAAAAAAAUGCCAAUUUGAGUUAGAUCACGAUAUCGUGUUUCUAUAUUUGAAAUCUUGAUUUUAAACUCGAUGCGAAGUAUUAUAAAAUAUAUUGACAGGACUGCUUAUGAAUUAUUUAAACGUUUUCCUUUGUAUAAGAAUUUAGCAAGCAAAACGUAGCCAAUCCUUUUAAGUAUUAUUAUGCCAACUGGGUUAAUUUCAAAGUUAUAUUUAGCUUUAUAAGCGUCAACCUAAUUAUACAAAAUUAAUAUUUUAUCUAUUGCCAAACAUUUCCAAAUUGCAAAAUUGUUGAUAUUGAACUAUUUAUUAUUCGAUAAUAAAUAUAUAAUUAAGGUACGUAGUUGUGUACGAGUAUG
Messenger RNA from Anastrepha ludens (Mexican fruit fly), 4097 nucleotides. RefSeq lists its product as uncharacterized. The coding region runs from base 1 to 630 and encodes 209 amino acids. The transcript is spliced from 3 exons. NCBI's taxonomy places the organism in Eukaryota, Metazoa, Arthropoda, Insecta, Diptera, Tephritidae. The record is from RefSeq and is a predicted model, not a curated record.